This is a messenger RNA of Xenopus laevis (African clawed frog), 2441 nucleotides long. Its product is annotated as chromaffin granule amine transporter. Lineage: Eukaryota; Metazoa; Chordata; Amphibia; Anura; Pipidae. The record is from RefSeq and is a predicted model, not a curated record. The transcript is spliced from 9 exons.
CCAUUAUUACAACACUAUGGGAGGAUGUUCCUCAUGUCAGUGCCUGAAGGAAAAGUCCAACUCCCGGUGGUUGAUUUUGUUUGUGAUUACAGUGGCUUUGGUUGUGGAUUGCAUUCUAUUCACUGUUGUAGCUCCAAUUGCUCCAGCUAUUCUCUAUGACAUUGAGUAUAGAAAAGGAAACACAACAUUUCAGAACUCCUCUGGUUCUUAUCAUGUUGCCAGCUAUGCUCUCCUUCCAGAUCUUUCACUCUUUGAAAAUUCAAGUAAAGAACUCUACCAUGACCAGAUCAUUAACAGCACUGAGAGUCCUACAGUUAAAAGGCAUUGUUAUAAGGGGAAGGAAUAUUUAAAUAAUCAAAAUUUGCGAGUGGGUUUUCUUCUGUCAAUCAAAGCCAUAAUGCAGCUUCUGACAAACCCCAUAGUGGUUAAGCUCAUCAAUAGAGCUGGAUAUGAUGCCCCAUUGUUUUGUGGCUUUAUCAUUGUGUUCUUCUCCUGUCUUAGUAAGUAUGUUCUCAUCGUCACCUUUGAACCCCAAAUCUCAAAUAUAAUUGAUCCCAAAUAUUCAAGUUUUCAUCUGAGGCCCUUUUGUUUUUCUUUCUUAGGGGGUCUCUGUAUUGCUAAUCUUACCUUUGGCAUGCUGGAACCAACUGUACCCAUUAGAAUGAUGCAAACCAUGGCAUAGCAAUAUGCUUUAGGACUGUCUUUCAUUCCAUCCGUGGUCGUAUAUAUAAUUUGUCUGAAUGCUUUUGCAGGGCUCGCACAAAAAAUUGGGAGGUGGCUAUGCAUUAUGCUUGGAAUGAUAAUGCAAGGAAUCAGUGUUAUGUGUAUGCCUUUAGCAAACGAUAUAUUUGGACUUAUUGGACCUGAUGCCUUCCUUGGAGGUGGCUUUGGAUUGCUGGAAACAUCAGUAAUGCCCCUCAUGGCACAUCUGGUAGAUUUACGGCACACUUCUAACUAUGGAGGCAUCUACGCCAUCUCUGAUAUCGCUCUUUGUAUUGGUUAUGCAGUGGGCCCAUUGAGUGGAGGAGCCAUUGCCAACACCCUUGGAUUUAACUGGUUAAUGAUAAUACUGGGAAUAAUAAACAUUGCUUAUGCCCCUCUUAUCUUUCUAUUGCAGAACCCACCUGACAGUACUAAGCCAAGAGGAGAAGCGAGAGCAGGAAGACUCAUGACAUCUUCCCAGAUAUGUUCCUCACCUGAACCUGUGAUAAAGAGUUGGCCUCUGGCUCUAAGAAUAACAAAAGCACAACUUGCUGACCAACAACAACACCCCUCAUUCUUCUUUAAGCAAAAUGAAAGGAUUGUGCCUUAUUUAAACAAUGGCAAACUUAAAUAGACUUUUACAAUGCAACAUUAGCUAAAUUAUUAAGGAUCAGGUCUGGCACAUGUAGGACAUUCAUUAUGGACCAGAUUAGAAUCCGGUCAGCAGGAGGUCACAAACAUCCUGUAAUAUAUGUGCAAUCUGUGUAUAUUCAGGGACCCCCAGGCAAACCAGUUGUACCACUUGCGCAAAAAAAAAAAAAUAAUAGAACAUCCAUUGUCCACUGAGGACUUAUAACAACUCUAAUGUGUUACACAGGAUACCUGUAUUACUUGUAUUUAGAACCAUUUCUGUGCAUUUAUAAUGAUUUUACAGAUAUCCAUCUUUACCAGUUUGUAGUUAUUAUGGGAUAUUCAUGCACUAAAACACCCUAUUGUUUUGGCUGCCAGAUCAGAUUUCAGACAAGUGUUAGGGAUAAGGUGGGAUAGAUUUUGCAAGGGGAAUCUGCCCUAAAUGCAUGAUCCGUUGCUAUUGAAACAUUGAGAAUGAUAAAAAAAAAGUGGCAAAUCAUAUCAUUUUGGAUUGAACAUUACCCCACGUAAAUAUAUUGUCAACAACUGGGGAAUUGAUGUAUAAAUAUAUGAUGUUUUUGAGAUGCAGCUGAACUCAUUACUACAACCAUGAACAAUGUGUGUUUUAGCGGUGAUCUGAGGCACAAGCCCCAAUGCCUUCACCCCUCACUUACCUCUGUUGUACCUGGAGAGGAUCAAUGGGGAUGUAAUGCUGGUACAGUGAGUUAAAUCAGUUAUUAAAUUGCCCAGGGUGGUUAUUUGCUGCUUCUAAUAUACUGGUGCCUGAGGCAAUGUUCUACUGUAGUCUUUAUGGCAAAAUGAACCUGUGUACUUUAAUCACUGUAAACACAUUAGCUUUAAAGAUUAUACAAUAAGGGACCCAUUUACUAAGGGUCGAAAGUGAAUUUUCGAAUUCAAAAACUUUGAAUUUCGAAGUAAUUUUUGGGUACUUCGACCAUCGAAUAGGCCAAAAUUAGAUUAGAAUUGAAAAAACUUCGACUUCGAAAAUCGAAGUACUGUCUCUUUAAAAAACCUCAAUUUCGACACUUCGUUAAUUGGCUAAGUUUUGAGUAGUCGAAGUAUUUUUUUGUAAAAUCGUUCGAAUCGUG